GAUACGAUAUUAUCAAUAAAAUUUUGCAGAUAAAGAUUCAGCGGCUAGUACAUAGUUUAGGUUUAUCUAGUGUAUAAAUAUGAUUGUGACUUUUACAUGAAUCAAAAAUGGCGAAAUAUUUAGAUAUAUUUCUGACUACUUUUACCAUCUUUGCAGCUAGGCCAGCGUACAGUGACAGCACGACUGGCUGUGACGAUGGUUGGAUACCCUACAAUAAUAACUGUUAUAUGAUAAACACCUUAAAGAGUAUUUCACGGUCCGCUGCUGCCCAGGAGUGUAACUACCAGGAUUCCUCCUUAGUGCGUAUAACAUCACAAGAUCAACUGACAUGGCUCCUGCAGACGUUGAAGAAAUACCCAAGCAGUGGUUACUGGACAGAUCUCAAUGAUAUACCUAAAGUUAAAGCAAACAGGUUUGGUACAGGAGUCUGGAAAUGGGGGAUGUCUGAAUAUGCCAACAUGUCCCUUGUUCAAUGGAACCAGUCCCCUGCAAAUGAUGGCCAGUCUAAAUGCGGUGCUGUCAACAUACAAGGCAAAUUGGCAGAUUUGAAUUGUAAAGCUAAAGAAGGAUACAUUUGUCAUUAUCAUUCUCCUGAUGGCGGCUGCGUUCUCGGAUGGUUACAAGGUGGCGAUGGAUCUUCCUGUUACUAUGUGGGCAAUACAUCUGACCCGUCAGCUCUGAAGACAUGGGACCAAGCAAAGGCUUUAUGCGAGGGCAUGGGUAAUGGUGCACAGAACCCUAAAAUGUUUGAUAUUGAUGAUCAAAAUGAUGUGAAUUUUCUUAUUGGAGAAAUACCCUACCUGUCGCAAACGACAAAAGUUCACUGGAUUGGUCUUAGUCAAAAUGCUGCUGGUUCCUGGGCAUGGUACACUGGUAAAAGCGUGGAUAAAACCCUUGCACAAUGGCAGAAGGAGCCGGAUAACGUGGCUGGAAUAGAAAACUGUGGUGUGUUGAGGAUGACUGGAAAAUUCAGCGACAGAGACUGUUCAUCUAAUGCAAACUUCAUCUGCUAUAAACCGCAGUAUUAUUAUUCACCAACUGAUAAUAUUGGCUGUGGUCCCUGGAUUAGGGCAGGGAAAUUCUGUUACGGAUUUAUGGCUGGAAAACACAGAGACACCUGGCAAGGUGGAAGAAAUUAUUGUCAGUCGAUGGGAGGGGACCUUAUGAAAAUUGAUUCAUUUGACAAAAAGACAUGGUUAGAACAGCAAAUGGUGGAUCCACAAAAUGAAAGAUUUUUCUGGGUAGGGUUAAAUGACCGUCAGAAUGAAGGAACCUACGUUUGGGCCGAUGGUACCUCAGUAAACCAAACAUAUAUAAAAUGGAACCAAGAGCCUAAUGACAACAAAGGGAAUGAGGACUACGCAGUGAUUUACUCAAAUGGACAAUAUAACGAUAUAACAGGAUACUAUCAUAUGGCCGCAAUAUGCGAACUUGAUAAUCAAGCUUCGUGCUUUGCUGGCUGGAAGUCAAACGGUGGAAACUGUUACCUGUUCACACCAUACAGAAACACAUCAUUACUCUUCGACCAUAAAGAAGCUGCAGCCUACUGUGCAACAUUUGCCACGAAUGCAACAAAUGUUGGCACGCUGUUGUCAGUGGACAAUCAAGCAGAAAAGGCAUUCAUCCUUUCGCAUGUGAAGUCCAUGUCAGACAACGUUAGAGGCUGGCACACGUCUUUGAAUGACGUACAGACUGAGGGAUUCUGGGCAUUUAGUUCCGGUCCGUUGUUUGACCCGACUCUUGUUGACUGGGCCGGCGAACCAAGUACAAAGAAGGGAGACAACUGCGGAAUGCUUAAUUAUGCUGCAACUAUGCACCAACGUAACUGUAGUAUCAAACUCUCGUACAUAUGUGAGAGAUACGCUACCGGCUAUAGUACAGGUGUCAGUCUCGGAGGAAGUCCCCAACUUCGGAACCCAUAUGAGUCAAACGGGUAUGACCUAUUCGACAGCGAGAAAGAACAAUUUCCUCCUUGCGAACAGAUAUGUUCCCUUGGUGCCAGUGGACAAUCAAAUGUACAGAAAAAUUCUCAAGGUAAAGCUCCAGCUGCAAUACAAAACACCCCUAAUUACAAGCCACAACAACAACGAACAAGCAAUGUAUCUAACAAUUCACCAAGUACUUCAUCAUUGCCAAAGUUUCUUGCACUGAUUUCAGUUGCAGCUAGGCCAGCGUACAGUGACAGCACGACUGGUUGUGACGAUGGCUGGAUACCCUACAAUAAUAACUGUUAUAUGAUAAACACAUUAAAGAGUGUUUCACGGUCCGCUGCUGCCCAGGAGUGUAACUACCAGGAUUCCUCCUUAGUGCGUAUAACAUCACAAGAUCAACUGACAUGGCUCCUACAGACGUUGAAGAAAUACCCAAGCAGUGGUUAUUGGACAGAUCUCAAUGAUAUACCUAAAGUUACAGCAAACAGGUUUGGUACAGGAGUCUGGAAAUGGGGAAUGUCUGAAUAUGCCAACAUGUCCCUUAUCCAAUGGAACCAGUCCCCUGCAAAUGAUGGUCAGUCUCAAUGCGGUGCUGUCAACAUACAAGGCAAAUUGGCAGAUUUGAAUUGUAAAGCCAAAGAAGGAUAUAUUUGUCAUUAUCAUUCUCCUGCCGGCGGCUGCGUUAUCGGAUGGUUACAAGGUGGCGAUGGAUCUUCCUGUUACUACGUGGGCAAUACAUCUGACCCGUCAGCUCUGAAGACAUGGGACCAAGCAAAGGCUUACUGCGAGGGCAUGGGCAAUGGUGCACAGAACCCUAAAAUGUUUGAUAUUGAUGAUCAAAAUGAUGUGAAUUUUCUUAUCGGAGAAAUACCCUACCUGUCGCAGACGACAAAAGUUCACUGGGUUGGUCUUCAUCAAUCUGCUGCUGGUUCCUGGGCAUGGUACACUGGUAAAAGCGUGGAUACAACCCUUGCACAAUGGCAGAAGGAGCCGGAUAACGUGGCUGGAAUAGAAAACUGUGGUGUGUUGAGGAUGACUGGAAAAUUCAGCGACAGAGACUGUUCAUCUAAUGCAAACUUCAUCUGCUAUAAACCGCAGUAUUAUUAUUCUCCAACUGAUAAUAUUGGUUGUGGUCCCUGGAUAAGAGCAGGGAAAUUCUGUUACGGACUUAUGGCUGGAAAACACAGAGACACCUGGCAAGGCGGAAGAAAUUAUUGUCAAUCGAUGGGAGGGGAUCUUAUGAAAAUUGAUUCAUUUGACAAAAAGACAUGGUUAGAACAGCAAAUGUUGGAUCCAGAAAAUGAAAGAAUUUUCUGGGUAGGAUUAAAUGACCGUCAGAAUGAAGGGACCUACGUUUGGGCCGAUGGUACCCCAAUAAACCAAACAUAUGUAAAAUGGAACCAAGAGCCUAAUGACUACAAAGGGAAUGAGGACUGCGCAUUGAUAUACACAACCGGACAAUACAACGAUAUAACAUGCAGCUUUCAUGCCGCCGCAAUAUGUGAACUUGAUAAUCAAGCUUCGUGCUUUGCUGGCUGGAAGUCAAACGGUGGAAAUUGUUAUCUAUUCACAAAAUAUAAUAAUUCAUCUUUACUCUACAACCAGAACGAGGCUGCAACCUACUGUGCAACAUUUGCCACGAAUAAAACAAAUGUUGGCACUCUGUUGUCAGUGGACAACCAAGCAGAAAAGGCAUUCAUCCUUUCGCAAGUGAAGUCCAUGUCAGACAACGUUUAUGGCUGGUACACGUCUUUGAAUGACAAACAGACUGAAGGAUUCUGGGCAUUUAGUUCCGGUCCGUUGUUUGACCCGUCUCUUGUUGACUGGGCCGGCGAACCAAGUACAAACAAGGGAGACAACUGCGGAAUGACUAAUUAUGCUGCAACUCUACACGAACGUAACUGUAGUAUAAAAAUCCCGUACAUAUGUGAGAGAUACGCUACCGGCUACAGUACAGGUGUCAGUCUCAGAGGAGGUGUAGUUACAACUUUUAUUCUUCUACUGGCAUCUAGGAUCUUUAAACAAUUUAGAAUCAUAUGACCUUGUUGAAACAUAAAAUGAACGUUUUCUACUAUUCUGUUCAGUAAGGAAUAUAUGUCUAGUUUACUUGAAAUGUGGCAGCAUCGAGUAAAGUUGUAUCCAGUAUUCCGCUAGCAGAUAACAUCAAAUCUUAUAGAUAAUCAUUUCCUUGUUCACAAAUUAUAUAAUUAUAAACUCAAAUCUGACUCGCUGUAAACAAACAUAAAAUUAUCAUUGUAUAUCUCAUUUUCGUCAUGGUGUACUAGUCCUUAAAUUAUAUAUUCUGUUCUGGUGUGUUCUUAAAAGGUAAGAUAUGCACUGUACACAAACUAUUAACGUCGCUUUAGCAUUCAUUAUAUUGGUUUCAAAGACAUACAUAAAACGUGUUGUAUA
Mercenaria mercenaria is the source of this 4343-nucleotide messenger RNA. Its product is annotated as macrophage mannose receptor 1-like. Gene Ontology annotation, molecular function: (1->3)-beta-D-glucan binding; pattern recognition receptor activity. Bases 108 to 3971 code for a protein of 1287 amino acids. Gene Ontology annotation, biological process: positive regulation of cytokine production involved in inflammatory response; phagocytosis, recognition; positive regulation of cell population proliferation. The record is from RefSeq and is a predicted model, not a curated record. The transcript has 29 exons. NCBI's taxonomy places the organism in Eukaryota, Metazoa, Mollusca, Bivalvia, Venerida, Veneridae. Gene Ontology annotation, cellular component: cell surface.